This is a messenger RNA of Triticum turgidum subsp. durum (durum wheat), 363 nucleotides long. The record is from the annotation of a GenBank genome assembly. NCBI's taxonomy places the organism in Eukaryota, Viridiplantae, Streptophyta, Magnoliopsida, Poales, Poaceae.
AUGUUCCACCAUGGUGUAGACAGCCAACACGCGUGUAGACAGCGCCGUUUCACCAUGGUGUUCGUCGCCGCCGUCAAUGGCCUUCGGCCUCGAUCUGCAUGUUGGCUGGAUACGGCGUGGUGGGGAGGAGGUGAGCUGGUCGUGGUGGGGAGGAGGAGCAGCUGUGGCAAGGAGAGAUUGCCACUGGGAAUGCAAACCGCAAUGGAAUCCAUCCGCAUCGACGUUGUUGAAAUAGAAGUUGGCCCUGCGGUGAGCUUACUGCAGUUCUCUUCCCCCGCGCGGCACAUCCUUCUUGCAAUGUUUUUGAUGAUCUGUGAUCCUGGAGUAACCAGUAGAAUUAGAUGGUUGGAUUCCCACACCUGA